CAAAUGACCUGCAUAUAUAAUGGCACGAACGCCCAUGAAUACGAUACAGUCGUACAGUCAUUUUUCUGACAGCGAGAUUAUUCCAUCUUCUCGCGCCAAAUCAAAUCAAACUUCAGUACUAGGUUCGAUCGGUUGGAAAUCAAUGGAGACCGCCACGUCCAAGCCUCAUUUUGUGCUCGUCCCAUGGAUAGGUAGCAUCAGCCACAUCCUCCCCAUGACUGACAUCGGCUGCCUCCUCGCCUCGCACGGAGCGCCGGUGACCAUCAUCACGACGCCGGUGAACUCGCCACUCGUCCAGAGCCGCGUGGACCGUGCCACGCCACACGGCGCGGGGAUCACGGUGACCACGAUCCCGUUCCCGGCCGCCGAGGCCGGCCUGCCGGAGGGCUGCGAGAGGCUGGACCUGAUCCCGUCUCCGGCCAUGGUGCCUGGCUUCUUCCGCGCCAGCAGAGGGUUCGGGGAGGCGGUGGCGCGGCACUGCCGUCGGCAGGAUGCUCGUCCCCGCCGCCGGCCGAGCUGCAUCAUCGCGGGGAUGUGCCACACGUGGGCGCUUGGCGUGGCGCGCGAGCUCGGCGUGCCGUGCUACGUCUUCCACGGCUUCGGCGCGUUCGCCCUGCUGUGCAUCGAGUACCUCUUCAAGCAACGGCGACACGAGGCGUUGCCAUCGGCGGACGAGCUCGUCGACAUCCCGGUCCUGCCGCCGUUCGAGUUCAAGGUGCUAGGCAGGCAGCUGCCGCCGCACUUCGUGCCUUCCACUUCCAUGGGGAGUGGAUGGAUGCAGGAGCUCCGGGAAUUCGACAUGUCCGUGUCCGGCGUCGUGGUGAACAGCUUCGAGGAGCUGGAGCACGGCUCCGCGGCGCUCCUCGCGGCGAGCGCCGGCAAGAAGGUGCUCGCCGUCGGGCCCGUCUCGCUCCCCCACCAACCGAUUCUCGACCCGCGGGCCGCCUCGGACGACGCGAGGCGGUGCAUGGCGUGGCUGGACGCUAAGGAGGCCAGGUCCGUUGUGUACGUGAGCUUCGGCAGCGCCGGGCGGAUGCCGGCGGCGCAGCUGAUGCAGCUCGGCAUGGCCCUGGUCUCGUGCCCCUGGCCUACACUCUGGGUCAUCAACGGCGCUGACACGUUGCCCGGCGACGUGCGGGACUGGCUGCGCGAGAACACCGACGCGGACGGCGUCGCGCACGCGCACAGCAAGUGCCUCGUGGUGCGUGGGUGGGCGCCGCAGGUCGCCAUCCUGGACCACCCGGCCGUCGGCGGCUUCAUGACACACUGUGGGUGGGGGUCGACUCUGGAGAGCGUCGCCGCCGGCAUGCCCAUGGUCACCUGGCCAUUCUUCGCCGAGCAGUUCAUCAACGAGCGGCUGAUCGUGGACGUGCUCGGCAUCGGGGUGUCCGUCGGCGUGACGAGGCCGACGGAGAACGUUCUGACGGCUGGUAAGCUCGGAGGCGCCGAGGCGAAGGUGGAGAUCGGGGCCGAUCAGGUGAAGAAGGCAUUGGCGAGGCUGAUGGAUGAAGGGGAAGACAUGAGAAGGAAGGUUCACGAGCUCAAGGAGAAAGCAAGGGCUGCUCUGGAGGAAGGUGGAUCGUCGUAUAUGAAUUUGGAGAAAUUGAUCCAUUCUUCCGUUUGAAUUUCGAUUUGUUCGUGAUACUCAAUUGGUUCCUUGUUACUGCAUAAUAUAGUUGGUUUUAUUCAGAUGAGAAUAAUCAUGGUUCUACUUCUUUAGAACAUAUAGAAAAAGAAUAACUAGCUGAUUUUCGUGUUUGAUUUUGUGCAAAGCUAAAUUUUCAAACAAUUGUAUUUGAUAUAUAAAUAUUAACAUUUGAUUCUAUAAGACAUGGUUGUAUUUUGUAUAUAAACAGUAAAAUGCUCAUGCAUUGCAACGGA
This is a messenger RNA of Oryza sativa Japonica Group (Japanese rice), 1881 nucleotides long. RefSeq names its product UDP-glycosyltransferase 73C6-like. Lineage: Eukaryota; Viridiplantae; Streptophyta; Magnoliopsida; Poales; Poaceae. Gene Ontology annotation, molecular function: UDP-glucosyltransferase activity. The record is from RefSeq and is a predicted model, not a curated record.